AUGGUAAGACGGCAGACAGAGAAAGAGAGUCAGGAGGGAGUUCCGUGUGUGUGUCGUAUGUGCAGGGGUGGGUGGAUGUCUUUGUGUGCAAACGAAUGAGCAAGACAACUCUUCGUCCCUCACGCCCGCAGUUGGGAACAGCGAGUGGCGUGAUCACUCAAUCACUCCCUGUCUGCAUCGAGUGGAGGUAUGUCGACUGAGUGACAGUCUGAUGAGUGACGCGUUUUGUCUUGUUCGUGUUUGUGUGUUGUUCUUGUAGAGCGACAGAAGUGAAGACUUGUGUAGAUUUUUUGGUGUCUCUUUCUCUCUCUGAACGCGUCGUGGGUGCUGUCUGUGAUGACUUCCAUGAAUGA
Molecule: messenger RNA, 353 nt
Organism: Vitrella brassicaformis
Lineage: Eukaryota; Vitrellaceae
Source: the annotation of a GenBank genome assembly